AGAAGAAGAGGCAAGGCAAACGGAGCAUCUCUGGAGCAAGUGAGCCUGGCAUUGCCUUGAGCAGACCUCUUGCGUGAGACGCCCCUUCGGAUCCAGAUAAGGACAUUCAUCACAAUGAAGAUUGCUGUGCUGUGCUUGUGUCUUCUCACCAUUGCUUUCGCGCUACCAAUCAGCAAAUCAAAAUUCCAUGAUUCAGCGAGCUCAGAAACAAAGCAUGCUUCCAGAGGCCAUCAUGCUCACAAACACCACCACCGUCACGACCACAGCCACGAACAUAGCCAUGAGCACGUGAACAGCCACGAAUCACAAGAACAGCAGUCGUCUUCUCAUCCGGCCUCUGUUUCUUCAGAAGAGAGUGAAGAGAUCACAGAGCAGCAAACCCUCCUGGCACCUUCUGGUAAAAGUAAGGAAGAUGACUCCAACCACAGCGAUGCCGAUGACCACGAUGAUGUGGACAGCCCUGAUGAUGCGGAUGAUGACAGCCACAGCGACGCAGUUGAUUCUGAUGAGUCUGAUGAAUCCAAUGAAUCCGAUAAAGUUGUCACCGAUGUUCCCACUGACAUUACUGCAACUCCAUAUCCCACUCCUGGCCCAUUUACAGGCAGAGGUGACAGUCCUUAUGGAAUACGGGCCAAAGUGGACCUGGCGUAUUUGAAGAAGUCCAAGAAAUCUUCUGGAAAGUUUGAUUCUCAUGACACUACAGAGGAAGUUGACAGCACACCAGAAGUGGACAGCCAUGAAUCCUAUUCUUCCAAAGCCCAUUCUUUUGAGAGUCAAGAUACUAGUGUAGAGAGAGAGGGCAAAAGUAACCUACAAGACAGCACUGAGGUCCACAGUGCAUCCCAUGAUAAGAGUAUAGAGAAUGACAGCCAACAGAAACUUGACAGUGUUGAGGAAGACCACGACAACAGCAAAUCUGACAUCUCCCAAGAGAGCUAUGGGGUUGACCACAGCAGUGAGCAACUGAAGGACCACAGCAAGGAACUCCAAGAGGUAGACCAGGACCACGACACAGACAAUGUCAGCAACCAAAGUGUUGAAAGUGUUGGCGAUCAUCACAGCGUUGAGGACAAUGAGAUUGAAUAAGUGAAAACCAAAGCAGGGUGCAAAGAAACACACUUACCUAACAGUACCUCCCUCCUGGAUUUUUGCAUGAAUGGGCGCAUCUAGGAUUGGAACCCAAAUCCAUCUCUUUCUUUUUUCCCCUUUUGCUGAGUUAGAGAGAAGGGCAAUACAAUUAAUACUUGAAUAUCUGCUGCCAGUUAUAUACACAUCAGAAGUCUGAUUGCAAGCAGUAGCAGUUGCUGAGAAUGGGUGUUGCUAACCAGGCAGGUGUGCACCUAAAUCCUAUGCAUGUUUUCUUGGAAGUAAUUCCUGCCGCACUGAAUGGGGCUUAUUGCCAAGUAAAACUGUUUAGGGUUGCACCCUUCAGGGUUCAGUACCAGUCCAUUAUUGAAUUGUAAGACCUUAUUUUUGCAUAAUCUUCUGCUCAAUCACAGGGUGAUUUGUUAUGAAGGAAAGAGAGAGGAGAUGAUGAUGAUGAUGAUGAAGAUUAUGAUGGUGGUGGUGGUGGUGGGGAUGGGGGAAUCUAGUUUUUUUACUCAGACUGAAUGUUAUGGUUUAUGAUACUGUACUUCUAAGGGGUAUGAUGUUGCAAUGUAAAUUUGGUUGAUAAUGGUGAGUUAAAUAAAAGACAAAAACCUUA
Messenger RNA from Eublepharis macularius, 1705 nucleotides. RefSeq names its product secreted phosphoprotein 1 (gene SPP1). Gene Ontology annotation, biological process: osteoblast differentiation; positive regulation of bone resorption; cell adhesion. Gene Ontology annotation, molecular function: extracellular matrix binding. The transcript has 7 exons. Lineage: Eukaryota; Metazoa; Chordata; Lepidosauria; Squamata; Eublepharidae. The coding region runs from base 115 to 1086 and encodes 323 amino acids. The record is from RefSeq and is a predicted model, not a curated record.